UAUAACCACCACUACCGUGUGCCAGCGGUGUAGUUCGCCAUUGGAGUAAGCCAAGUAACCAACAAUAGGCCAAAGCAGUGCAGUAAAGAAUAUUCUGAGGUAUUGACUUAACCAUAGAUAAAAAGUUCAGUAUUGACAAUCCAACUAAUCUCUGUGAAUUUAACUUAGAUAAGUAUCGAAAAAUAAUAAAAAUAAAUCAAAAAAGUUACCGCCAUGCCGUUAACGACUGCCUCUCCAAAACCGCUACAUAAAUAUAUGCUUGGUGCUACGAACAUCGAUGGCAAUGACAGUCCGUACCACAGUCAGUUGAAGCCACAGAGACAAGAACAGGAUCAACAGUUGCAGCAAGAGCACCAAAAGGAUACAGAGAUGCAUCAGUAUGGCACUGUAGCAAGAAGUUCCCCCAAACAUCAGCAAAAACAACAAAAAUACCUAACGAGCAAGCCUUAUCAAGAGCAACAGCAGCAGCAACAGGCGCACCAAGAGACAGAUCGAAUGUCGACAGAAAUUACUGUUACGACAUCAUCUAAUGGCCAGGAUUCAAGGAAUAUGUCAGACCUACUACAGCUGCAACUGCUAUCAGAGCAAUCAGUUAAAUAUGGAAAUAUGGUCUCUCAAGAGACAUUGAAACACUCAAACCAACAGUUUGCAGAACUCACCGCUAAAAUGCCACCAAGUCAACAUAAACAACAACAGCAGUUGCAACAAAAGCAGCGGCAGGAGCAAAGUUGCCAUCCCAUGCAGAAGGUAUUUUCAGUAAAUAAAACACAGCAACAACAACGAAACAGUAUCAAUGCAAUCAAUAGCAAUAAUGGCUAUAGUUACAAUCAUAAAAAGAAAUUACCAAGUCAUUUCAACAACAUUAACGACAGCAAUUACAACAACGGUAGCUGUGAUGCCAACACCUUGCACGAAAAUAAACUUCACAACGUGAGAAAUCUUGAUGAGCCCGAUGGCAUAGGCAACGGAAGUGACGUAAGCGCUUGCAGUAUUGAUGCCAAUCUUUUGGCUGAAAUGAACGGCAGCACCACUGCUGCUGGCCCCCAUGUAGGUAGCUUGGUUUCCAUCACCAGCGAACAGCAACUCUGUCAGCUAUACAAUUCACAACAGCACUCCGACUACAUAAUAUCCGAUUACAUGGAGAAAAUAGCCACGCGCAUUAGUCUCUUGGAGACUGAAUUGAAAUUUGCUUGGCGUUCUCUCGAUUUGCUCUCCGGCGAGUAUGGUAAAAUUUGGGCGCGAUUGGAGAAACUCGAGAAGAUAUCGGUUGAGCAGCAAUCGGUUGUUAGUAAUUUAAUGGGCUUGAUCGCACUGAAGCAAGAACAUCAGCGUAAACAGCAGCUACAACUCAAUCAAAGCCAGCAGCUGAUUGCCGAGUGUGAGUCACAUUUAGGCUUUAUGGACAGCGAUGUGGUUGCCGAACAGCGUCGCUCACCUUUUGACUACCUCUUGCGCGAUGAACAGUUGUUGAUGUCAAAUUUAGUUGAAGCCGAGCAGCAGGCCAUUCUACUGAACAACUCUGCUGCUGCUCUGCUGCAAGAUAUAGACAUGGAAGGCACUUCGAAGCAAUACAGUAAUCUAUUGCAGGAACUAAAAAAUGACACCUUAGAUGCUUUGGAAGCUGUACGCAUGGAUAGUGAGUUGGACGCACUGGACAAGUUGCUGCAACAGCAAACGAGCCUAAUAUACAGCGGCCAUUUCGGAGAAACAAAACCCGCGUAUAUGAUGUACCCACUUGGCGAACAGGAAAAUUUGCAACACUCUGGCCGCUUUGAAGUGGGCGACGACGCAAACACAGCACUGUCGCAGCUUGCGCACCAUGACGGACUUAGUGGAUCGCUUUCAACUCUGGGCCAUGUCGAGCAGAGGAAGCACCAAGAAGAAGCUGCUGCAAUUACCGCAGCAACAAUGUCACGACACAAACUGUAUUCGGACUCAGAUAUACUUAUUUACGAGCAGCAGAAAAUGCAAGAAAACGACGCUAAAGGCCAACUGCUGCCGCAGUUCUUGAAUAGCCGUCAGUUACUGGAUAAGCUUUCAUCCGGCGGUGGAGGCGAUGAGAAAAUCGAUCGUCUGCAGCAGUACAAGGUGAGCGGUAGCAUGCAGAGCUUACCUUUUGCGUAUGGAGAGGUUUUCGGCUCGACAAUCGCGACAGAUAGCUCACUGAAAAAGGCACACUCACUGGCACACAUAAGACCGCAACUAUUUAGCGAUUUACCCGCCGAAGGGAGUGUUGGAGGCAUAUCAACUGGAAAUGUGACCGAUAUUGAUUUGCCUUUGAUUGAUUUUGUUGAGCAGGUGAAGUUUUUUCGGAAAGCGGCCUCUAAACAUGGCGAGGGCGGGCAAAUUGAUGUGGCCAUAGAGGAUACGGGAGGGACAUGCGAGGAGGCGGCUGGAAACAUUGGCCACAACAAUGAAAUGAACGAAGAAUUUUACAAAAAACUUAACGAGGCGUAUCGUGAUAAUAAUCUGACAACUGAAAUCUCAAAUGUGGAGCGGCUACUGCAGCAAUCCGAGGCUACACACGAACACAUACUAGGCGGCUUGGGUACGUGCACGAACUCCGCGCUGGGUAUGAUACGCGAAGAUAAUGAAGAGUCGCCAGAGGUGCUUGUGCGUCCACGCGAUGAACUAUCGGAAAAUAUGUCUUCCGUGGCUGCAGCAACGACAACUACAAACUUAGUGUCAACAACAACGUCAACAGUUGCGAAAAAGAUGAAGGAUAGCAAGAAGCAAAAGAAAAAAAAACAUCAUAAAGAUGAAAUGGAAAUGUUGAACAACUUGAAGAGUGCAUUGGCAGAGGCCGCAAAAUCAGCAGGGGAUAAUGGGAAAACGCAAACAUGCGCUUGCACAUCUGUCGAUCUCUUCAGCAGUAUCAAUAUAACAACUGGUCCUUAUAUAGGCGAUCGACGCUCAACCGCUUCGUCGUCGGAGGAAGAGAACAGCGGUAUUGGCACACAAUUUCACGGUCAAGACCACUUCUUUUCGCAAUUAAAUGAGGAUAAAACUGUGCUUCUCGAUAGUACAGGCGAGAUACUGCUCAUGGAGAUAAACAAAAUUCAAGACUUGCAAGUACUGAACGGUGCACAAAUACUUAAAUUGCGGCAGUUAGUGAAAAAGGAGGCCGCUUUUUUCGAAAAGAUCCAUAAAUUCAAUAAAAACCUUCUGCUCCUGCUUCUAAAUCCCGUUACAAUGGCUGAGGAAAUGCGGGCACUAGGCAACGACAAGCAGCGCAAAUUCGAGACAGUGAUGAAUAAAUUGGCAAGGAAUAUUGAUACGCUGAAAAAGUUGGUUGGGAAUUCGUUCGAUGACUACAAGCGAAAGUACCUGGCUGACGCUGAGUUAACCUUGAUGAAAGCAGCAGGGGAAGUCUCUGGCGACAACAAAGAGACUGCGUUUACCACGACGUCAACAGCUAAAUCGUCGAAAAAAAAUGGAAAAUCUAAAAAAGGAGCCUUUAAGCAUCACAAAGCAUCACUGGAAUGCGUGCCGGACUUUACGCACACAAACGAUAAAAAAGAUAAACUUGUGGAAAAUAAAUCCUCGCUUGAACAGCACAUUAAUAUUAAAAACAGUGCCAGUAAUAAAGCACAUUUCGACUAUAGUGCGCACUUAUUACGCAAUAAUUCCAAUUUAGAUGAGCAGCUGAAAAUACUAGAAACACAGGAGCAUAAAAUGCGCCUUAAAAAGUUGCAUGACCCCGCCGCUAGCACGAGUGGCAGCAGUGCUGACAUCGUUAGCUGCACCGGCAUUGAGCUACGACAGUCAUAUUCCAACUUCUUGUGUACGGACAACUAUUUGGCCGACAUGGACAUAGAGUUGGAGCGCAUGCUUUUACAAACAUCCACAGGCACGACUAGAAACAGGACAAGUGAAAGCUGUAUAUCGCAGCCGUUCGGUCGGGCGACCUCUGCGACAAAUCUUUACAACAACGAUGAGUACAUUAAAUCGCUGAAGCGCAGCUUAGAGCGACAUAACAGCAUGCUCUUCUUGCUACAUUUGCAAAAUCCCGAUCAACACCACAAAACAAAUGCAUAUCAAGACAUUUUGGCUGUGGACAUUGACGGUAUUCUCUUAGCCGGUGUGGGCGGUUCCCAAAGUCCCCCACCACCAGCACCGAAUGAUGCCCAUCCUGAAGUGUCGAAUGAAUUUAGUGAAAAUGAUAACGCCGUUGUUGACGAUUCAAUACCAUCAAUGCGAUCCUUGAAUCCUUUUCACCAGCAAGCGCAUGCAGCAGCGUAUAGUGGCGCUCAUCAGCAGCUUCAACAUGCCGGCGGCUCGCCAAAACCGACAAAAUCUGAUUCUGGGCUUUCGUCUAUGAGCGGCUUAUCUAGCUGGGAAAAAUCACCCAAUUCUCCUGUGUGCGCUGCAGGAAGCAGUAGUGUUGCUAGUAGUGGUGAUAUAUGUAAUCCCUUCCUUAGCAAGUAUCAAGGCAUUAAUAUAGGCAUGCAGCUCCUAAUGGCUGAAGCGGUGCCCUCGAACAACUGCCACUUAUUAAACUUGGAUAGUAAUGGCUUAAUGGGAGAUCCCAGUGGCAGACUUGAUGUGGGUCAUGAUGUCAAUGAUAUGCUUUUAAAUAUUGGUAGUGCUGACUCUGAAUUGGUGACUACAACACGAGCCGUCACCAUAACCACAGCUUGUUCCGUCAUACCAACAAUAAUCAGCUCAACUAUUGCUACGUUUUCAAACACGCACGAUAAAACAAUGCAGCUACCAACACAGGUGCAACAUCAAAUUCCCCACCAAAAGCCACAAUCUCAAUCGCACAAACAACAACAUAAAGCUCUACAACCAACAGAAAAAGACUACAUGUUUAGCGAAGAGAAUCUGAACUACAUACGGGAACUAUCAAAGAACAUGCCCAUUUGUUCGGUAUACGAGCACAAGUCAAUUUUCAAUAUAUUGAAAAAUGAUGCCUUGGAUGAGAAUAUUCGAACUGUGGAUGAAAUGCUUGCCUGGGAUCAGCAACAGCAGCAGCAACAACCACAAAAUCAGCAGAACCUUGCUACAACUGCUAGCGGAUUCGUCGAACAAAACCACCGCAUUCCGGAUCUCUUGCGCACACCCGUUCAUGCAGAGUCUUCUAAAGGUGAGAGGGAUGUUUUUAUCGAUUCCCACGAAGAUACUUCCAGUGAUAAAGGUGAAUUGCGUGAGACUCAAACACGUAGGCGAUAUCUCACAGAUCGUCUAGUAUACUAUCCAACUUCUAAUGGCAUUGCCGAUUAUAACAGCAGCAAAAACUUGGAUUAUAUGGGCAAGAACAACUUUGACUAUCGGCGAUUUCAAAAUCAACAGCAGCAGCGUCACCAAUCUUACAGAUGUGUAACUGGCGUUGGUUAUGCUGAUGCGUCGUCAUCGCCAAGUGAACCGCCACGAAAGACACCACAACAACAGCAGCAGCAUUUGUUACAGACACAACGACGAACAACACCAGCCACCUACGAAUUGUGCAAUCAGCAGACGCAGGAAAGAAAUAGUUUGCUCGACAGUCGGGCUUAUGUACUACAACAACUGCCUUCCAAUUCACAUCAUCUUAUCGCCUCAGAUUCAUCUGUUCUGCUAGAUUCAAAUACCUCUCAUUUUGGUGGCGUUGUAGCGCGUGAUGGUGCGACUUCCCAAAACAUGACUUUGUCCUCGGCGUCUUCUGGCGCAGUUGGGUUGGCUGGCGGUAUGCCUACUUUGAGUGGCAGUGUGAACAACGCUGUUGCUGGUGGGCAGCCGAUACUCCAUAAGCACCCUAAGGUUUGGAAUAAGCUCACUCAUUUCUUACCGGAAAAUUUCAAAUUGAAACGGUCAUCAAGAUACGGCCGUUCGCAGUCAUUACCCACUGGAUAUGAGAAUGACGCGUGCGGCAGUAAAAUUCAAUCUCGUGGCCAGGCUGGCUCUUACCCCUCUGUUGCUGGUUACAUCACACCCAGUGUUUCCGAUUCCCACACCGAGCCUAAUGGCAGGGAUGUGUCAGAGUCCAUGAUGUAUAACAUGACGGGCCCGGCACCGACGUCGUCAGCCAAAAGGCAGCAGCGUGGAAUAAAGCAUUUGGGGGGCAGCUUCGACUUUUCAAAGCGUCUUCACAAAUUGCCUUUGCAGCUGGUGCAGCGUGCUACGCAUCCGGGCACUCGCACGGUUGCCAGCACAUCUACAUCAUCCGCAACUGCUGCCACCGGUUUAGCCAGCGGUACCAGCAUUAAGAAGAUAAUAGCCGGCAAGGGUCACAAGACUCGCUCUAAGUUUUCGGUGACCGUGAAUAAUUUCAUGCAUAAAGCCAAAACAUACCGGCGGCACAGCUUUGUGCCAGGGAGUAGUGGUGGUGGUGGUACAAUGGCGACGGCGAUAGUGGGUAGUGUCUCGGAUACCGAAGCAGAUUUGCCCAGUUUCACAUCUUCCGACAACGAAGACUCAAUAGUGAGUGAUACUGGAGAAUUAAAUGCGGUUGUGUCCGAUGGCAAGCCUUUUGAUGAUUAUGAUGUUAACGCAUUCGAGGCUCAAAAGUUGCAGCUUCAGAAACACGAUACACAGCACAUGAAGAUACUGCACCAGAAACAGCAACAACAACCAAACCAACAAACGGAUACCAAACUAACUAAACAAGAAGAGGAGUCCAGAGAACAGGACGAAGAAGAUGACUAUGAAGAAGACGUGCCUUCUUAUGGAGAAGUUGACGAAUUCUGUGACACGAAUGAUCAACACUAUGGGACAAAUGACUAUCAAGGAAAUGAAAUUGAAGAAGAUAUCGAUGCAAUAGCAAUGAGUAUGUUCCCUCAAAUAUGCAAAUUAAGUCACACAGAAGUGCCAAAAACUGGCGUAGAAAAAGAAGGCAGUGUCUCACAGUCACCACCAAAAGUAGCGGACGAAAAAACGGAACAAAUAAUUACCAAUAAUAAAGGGAGCCUGUUUCCGGUUAUGAGCGACAUUAGACGCCAGCAUCAAUACCAACACCAACCAACAAACGAUGCUCUUUUCACACCUGCUACACCUGAAGAAUCAAUACCCGGCUCCUGCCCUUUAGCAAAAACUCAGCUGCAUAAAAGUGCCUCCGUUUUCGUAGAUGACGAGGAAUUCGAUUACAGCGAUAGAGGUGACAUCAUGCAGCCAGAAAUACAAGCAGGUUGCUCAUCGUCGACAGUCGGCAAUGAAGCACCCCAGUUGCUAAUAACAAAAUUGAACAAUAAUUCCGAUCUGGCUAGUAUGAGCACAAUCCCUGGCAUGGAGUACACGCUAAAUGGGCAAGGUCAACGAAAUAUUCUAACACAACAAUCGCUCGACGUACCAGCAGGGGGAUUACACGAAGAUGACGAUAACCGUAGCCAACAUUCAUACCGCACCUUAUCGUCGUCACGUCGGCAAAGCACCGAAGACAGCAUUGAUACAGACGAUGAAUACUUUUGCUAUGAAUUGCGGCAGUUGGAAGUGUUGGAACAACAACGCAAAGCUGAGGUACAAGCCGAAGCUUCCGCUGCAGCUGCUACAGUCGACAAUUCUCAAUUGUUCUCACAAAUCGAUCAGCUAGCGCUAAAGAGCACAGCUGGAUAUUACAAUUGCGACGGCAGAAAGUAUGAAGAUGGUGAAAGCGAGUUGUUGUCUGACAAAUAUGAGCCAGAUGAAAGUGUAAAACAACUUAUGUUUGAAGUUUUGAGAGAAUUGAAAUAUGUUGCCAAGCAACUACCAGCUACUGAUGAUUCCAAGUCCGAGGAAGCCACCAAAGCUCCACCAAAACGGCAGCAUUUCCAGCGGCGAAGCUCAACAAAAUCAAGCGUAAAUACGUUCGAACGAGUAACAAAAGUGACGGAUAUGCAUAGUGCGUGGCAAGAUGCUAAUGGCGAUGAUCUGCAACGCAAAUAUUCGGAUAUUGAUGCGGAUAAAUACGCGGGUGUCAAUGCUGCCAGCAGUGUUGCUUUGGAUGAAUUUAACCCAUUGCACGCCAUGGAGAGCAUCGAAGAAGCUGCCCGGCAUGAUUUCGAGAAAUGUCAGCGGCGGCAACAGCGUCAGCUUCAACUGCAGACACAGAAUGUGGCAAGUGUUGAGCGUGCGGUGCCUCAGAAACGUUUUAGAAAACGACGGGACAGGCGUCGUACGAACGACAGUUGUUUAGAUAAUGAAGCGAGCCACGAGUUGCAUCAUUCAGCAAGCUCCUCAUAUUCAUCCGAAGAGGAAGCUGCGAGCGCUAUGAAACGCUAUAAAGAGAAGGUAAAACCGGCUCAAAUACGUGGAAGUAGCAGUAGUGACAAGCACAAGCGUGCAUCUAUGACACGAGCAAUUCCACAUGAACCCGAAUUCUAUGGCGAAAUUGUGCCAAAUGAAUUGCAAAUAACCGAAGCUAUGCAGUCGUCAACUGAUGAUAAAGUAGUUGCGAUUGAUGAAAAUAUCGAUGAUGAAGAGUUUAAAAAUCUGAGUAUGUCAUCCGGUGCCACACUUGGUCCAGAUACGCCAGCUGAACUAAGUGAGGAAUUGGAGGGCGACCAGCUAACAUACAAGACUGCACCUAACUACCAAGCAUUCAAAGAUAAUCAUAGACGAACGGAAAUAGUCAAUGGAGAAGUUCAAGAAAUUAUGAAUGCUUCACAAAGUAGUGAUGCUCAUUCCGCUCAUAAACAUGCUAAUCAUAUUUCGGUUGAAGCUACAGACAGUACGCAGUCGCCUCUACUCCAGGCGGGAAAAGAAAUAGAAACAGAAACUCAAAUAGAGCCAUCGAAACCACCAUCACGACUCAUAAGUCAUGAUUCUAGUAUUGAGAGUAGUGGCACUCAGGUAACUAACGGCAACGCAUCUGUACUCGGAAGUAGCAAAUGGAAGCUUUUGAAAACACUCAAAGAACGUAAAAUCGAAGAAAAAAUUAAUCAGGACAAAAUUAAAGAUGAUGAACUUACCAAAGAUCGAGAAAAGAUUCCAUGUUUGUUACAUAUUAAAAAAAAA
This is a messenger RNA of Rhagoletis zephyria (snowberry fruit fly), 8910 nucleotides long. RefSeq lists its product as uncharacterized. Gene Ontology annotation, cellular component: nascent polypeptide-associated complex. The record is from RefSeq and is a predicted model, not a curated record. Lineage: Eukaryota; Metazoa; Arthropoda; Insecta; Diptera; Tephritidae.